Messenger RNA from Musca vetustissima, 1215 nucleotides. Its product is annotated as RNA/RNP complex-1-interacting phosphatase. NCBI's taxonomy places the organism in Eukaryota, Metazoa, Arthropoda, Insecta, Diptera, Muscidae. Gene Ontology annotation, biological process: dephosphorylation. The record is from RefSeq and is a predicted model, not a curated record. Gene Ontology annotation, molecular function: polynucleotide 5'-phosphatase activity; protein tyrosine/serine/threonine phosphatase activity. The coding region runs from base 1 to 1215 and encodes 404 amino acids. The transcript is spliced from 7 exons.
AUGGCACCGAGAAUACCCGACAGAUGGCUGGAUUAUAAAGCCGUUGGAGAUCGCAUAGAGGGCACCAGGUUUAUUGCCUUUAAAGUUCCCUUGAAACCGCAACUAACUGAGGCCGAAAAUCGUUUUGAUGGUAAAAUGCUAUUGGAGCAAGUACCCAAUUUGGGUAUAAUUAUUGAUCUAACCAAUACCAAUCGUUAUUAUAAUCCAAAAGUCUUUGAAGACGAGGGUGUCCAACAUCAAAAAUUGAUGAUUCCUGGCCAUGUUACACCACCGCAAAGAUUGAUAAACAAAUUUAAGGACUAUGUUAAGGAGUUUUUACAAAAUAACCCAGAUAAUGAUAAACUAAUUGGUGUCCAUUGUACACAUGGUGUUAACCGAACCGGCUUUCUAAUCUGUAACUAUAUGGUAUCGGAAAUGUCUGUGGAACCCAAUGAUGCGAUAGAAAGUAAGUUGAGACCUCACACAGAUAUCAAAAAUGCCCUGCGGAAUAUAAAUGGCGAAAAUAAUGACAAUGAUAACACGGAAGAUAAUAACCCAACAACAACUACCUUAAACAAUCCUCCCGAUGAUGAUGAUGAUCGUAAAUCUAGAGAAAGAACAACAAUAUCACCCCGUAUGAGGCCGCAACAAAGUUCCGAACGUAGUUGGAGAGCUACGGAAAGAAGGGAUCGAAGUGAAAAUAAUAAUGAUAAUCGAAGAUGGAGAAAUCCCAACAGGAAUUCACAUGAUAGAAAUGAAACUAACAACAAUAGCAACAGUAACAGAAGUUGGAGAAAUUCCUCGAAUAGACCGCCAUCACCAAAAAUGGCGCGACGUGCUCCUCACCACCAACAGCACCAACAACAACACCAGCAUAUAAGACGUCGCAAUAAAUAUCAACAACAAUGCUAUCAACUGGCCAAUAGUGGAAAUAAUAAUUUUGAAUUUCGUGGACGCAGUGCAAUGACCUAUGGCAAUGAUACGGACAAUAGCUCGGCAUAUCGGCCGCAAGCGCACAAUCAGAUGUAUAAUCAUAGCAACAAUUACAACAACAAUACUUAUAACCAAAAUGAUCGCUAUGAUAGGCAGCAUCAUUCCAGAGAAACAACAAAUAUAAAUCGUCCAUAUGGUCGGGAUAAUAGUGGUGGGGGUGGUGGUGAUGAAAGGCAACGUUCUACCUCAGCGGGACGAAGCAGGCAAUCGUAUCACACAAUAAUUCAUCGUCGUCAGCGGUAG